This is a messenger RNA of Pseudozyma flocculosa PF-1, 2667 nucleotides long. RefSeq lists its product as uncharacterized. Gene Ontology annotation, biological process: rRNA processing. Gene Ontology annotation, cellular component: nucleus. The transcript is spliced from 2 exons. Lineage: Eukaryota; Fungi; Basidiomycota; Ustilaginomycetes; Ustilaginales; Ustilaginaceae. Gene Ontology annotation, molecular function: nucleic acid binding; RNA helicase activity; ATP binding. Bases 1 to 2667 code for a protein of 888 amino acids. The record is from RefSeq and is a predicted model, not a curated record.
AUGACAAGCCUCGACGGCUCGCUCAAACGCAAGCGCGGCGCACCCGCGCCCCAAAAGUCGCGCUCGCGCGGGGCGAGGCAGGUAAAGAGGCAGUUCUACGACGAUGACAUCGACAGCCUCACCCACCAGGCAGCCGCCUUUGUCGAGCCACCCAAUUUCCGCAAAUUCGAGCAGCUCCCCAUCUCUUCGCAGACCAAAAAAGGCCUCAAAAAGGCCGGCUUCACCGACAUGACCGACAUCCAGUCAAAGUCUCUACCCCUUUCUCUUCGUGGCAGCGACGUGCUCGGCGCAGCUCGCACCGGCUCCGGAAAGACUCUUGCGUUUCUCGUGCCUGUCCUCGAGAUCCUCUAUCGCAACAGGUGGGGGCCCACCGACGGCCUGGGAGCCCUCGUCAUCUCGCCCACCCGCGAGCUCGCCAUUCAGAUCUUUGAGGUCCUCCGCAAGAUUGGCCCUUUUCACUCCUUCUCGGCCGGCCUCGUCAUCGGCGGCAAGGACCUCAAGCAGGAAAAGGACCGCCUCUCGAGGAUGAACAUCCUCGUUGCCACCCCGGGUCGCCUGCUGCAGCACAUGGACCAGACCUUGGGCUUCGAUACCUCCAAUGUACAGGUCCUUGUCCUCGACGAGGCCGAUCGCAUCCUCGACAUGGGCUUCUCCAGGACGCUCAACGCCAUCGUCGAGAACCUGCCCAAACAGCGUCAGACGAUGCUCUUUUCCGCAACGCAGACCAAACGCGUAAAGGAUCUCGCCAGGCUCAGCCUCAAGGAUCCAGAAUACGUCGCAGUCCAGGAGGCCGACAACGAGAGCUCCACCCCGCGCAACCUCGAACAGCACUACAUGGUCGUCGACCUCGACAAGAAGCUCGACGUGCUCUACUCGUUCAUCCGCACCCACACAAAGUGCAAGGCGCUCGUCUUCAUGAGCUCGUGCCGACAGGUCCAGUUUGUCCACGAGACCUUUUGCAAGCUCCGGCCGGGCACCAGCCUUAUGUGUCUGCACGGCAAGCAGAAACAGGCCAAGCGCCUGCAGAUCUUCAGCGAGUUCACGCGGACCAAACACGCCGUGCUCUUCGCCACCGACAUUGCCGCUCGAGGUCUCGACUUCCCAGCCGUGGACUGGGUCAUCCAGCUCGACGUGCCCGAGGACAUCGACACCUACAUCCACCGAGUAGGCCGGACCGCGCGCUACAAUGCAAAGGGCAACAGCCUCUUGUUUGUGCUGCCCAGUGAGGAAAAGGGCGUGCUCGAGAGCCUCUCGACCAAGAACGUGCCCGUCGGCCGCAUCAAGCCCAAGGAGAGCAAGACGCAAAGCAUCCGCGAUCAGCUGCAGUCGUUCGCCUUCCAGGAUCCGCAGAUUAAGCAUCUCGCCCAGAAAGCGUUCGUCUCCUACGUCCGGUCCGUCCACCUGCAGAAAGACAAAGCCAUUUUCGACGUCACCGCGCUGCCCCUCGAGGACUUCGCCGAAGCACUCGGCCUGCCUGGCAUGCCAAAAGUCAAGUUUGUCAAAGAAGCCGAAAAGGCGAAACGAGCUGCCCAACAGAAGGCGACCAAGGAGGCGCGCAAAGCCUCAGCCCCAGGGGCAGAGCACGAGGUUGACGAUGACGACAAGCCGGCAAAGGUCAGGACCAAGUACGACCGCAUGUUUGAGAGGAAGAACCAGGACAUCCUCAGCGAGCACUACUCCAGACUCAUCGCCAAGGACGACGCGAGCAGUGGGUCAGGCUCCGAUUCGGACACGGAGUCUGGAUCGCAGGGCGGCCACGGCAGCGUCGACGACUCCGAAGCGGACCCCGACAGCGAUCUGGAGGAGAGCCGCUAUGGCAAGGCUCGGCGUCGCCCGGACAAGCUCGUCGGAGACACGUCCGAUUCUGACUCCGAGGAUGACGAGGCCGCUGAUGGCCGCGCUGCGUCCAAGCGUAAGGAUUCGGAACGUGGGGCCGACGACGACUUCCUCACUUUGAAGCGUGCCAAUCACGCGCUCGGCGAUGACGACGACGACGACAACGACGACAACGAUGGGCUCGUCAAGAUCGACUCGCUGGACAAGAUUACGGCGGACUCCACCAACAACCUCUCCAAGCGGAAGCUGGCCAUGGGGCAGAGCAAGAAGGCGCUAGCUCUUGCUGGCAAGCGCGGCAUCAGCGAGAAGCUCUUGUUCGAUGACGAAGGCAACGCCCACGCGCUCUACGAGCUGCAAGGCGAAGAGGACUUCCAGAAGCAAGGCGAUGCCCGCACGCAGGCUCUGAGAUGGGAGCUCGAGGAAAGACAGAGGAUGGAGGAGGCCGAUGUCGAGGACAAGGAGCGAGCCAAGGAGAAGCGAAGAGAAAAGCGUCAGAGGCAAAAAGAGCGCGAAAGGGCCCUCGAGCGCGGCGACGACGUCGACAGCGACGACGGCGACGACAGCGAGGGCCAGGACCAUGCGAGAGAGGUACUCGCGCCGUUGGACAACCGAUCGGACGGCUACGAGACCCCCGACUUCGACAUCGGUUCCGAAUCCGAGGAGGACGACCAAGACAGCGCCGAGGACCACAACGGACCCCGCGGUGGCCCGGCUCCUCCUGCAAAGAGGGCCAAGCACGCGCUCGGUCCCCGCAUCGAGGCCGAGACAAAGAGCCAGGUCGAACGCGAGGAAGAGCUCGCUCUCCAGUUGCUGGCAGGCGGUGCUCCGUAA